AUGUUGCGUAGAUGCCUGGCGUCCCUUCACGAGGGGCUGAAGAAGAGGAGGAACAAGGGGGGUGGUCGAAGUGACAGCGACGGUGACGCUGCCGACAAGGGCGACAAUGGCGGUGAUGACGAGACUGUCAGCGAGACUGUCAGCGACGAGGACAUCUGCGCGUGGUGCUGGGAAAGCGAGGACAAGAAGCUGUUUCUUUGCGACGGGGAAGGCUGCGGGAGGUAUGCGCGCCCGCGUGCGCGGGUGUCUGUUUUUUUUCAGGGCUGUGUCUAG
Ectocarpus sp. CCAP 1310/34 is the source of this 273-nucleotide messenger RNA. The record is from the annotation of a GenBank genome assembly. NCBI's taxonomy places the organism in Eukaryota, Phaeophyceae, Ectocarpales, Ectocarpaceae.